AAACCACAUCCGAUCAAAGUGACAUUGAAGGACGGAUCAGGGCUCUGAAGGAUGAACUACGGAAAAGGAAGUCUGUGGUUUGCCAGCUGAAAAAGGAACAGAAAAAGAGACAGAAGGAAAGACUGAAGGCCCAGGAAGCUAGUUUGAUCAAACAACUGGAGACGUAUGACGAGUUUAUCAAGAAGACAGAAGCAGAGCUGAGCCAAGACCUGGAGGCAUCACCCACUGCCAAACCUCAGAUUAAAACUCCAUCCUCAGUUGCUGCUGAAAAACCUAAGAUCAAGGCACCGCCACUGCAAAGGCCUGAGACGACUAAAACCUGGAAAGCACUGGCUGAAUCAGAGUGGUCCAGAGCAUCUUUGGAAUCUAUUUCGGAGCAUGCAGAUGCUGUGUCAUCGGGAACUGAGACAUCUGUGUCGGUGCACACCAAGAAGGUGGCUGAGACAGAUGUUCAUGCAGAUGGACCUUCCAGAACAUCUUCCUCUGUUUUAACAUCACCGGCGCUUUCCAGAACAGGAUCUGGUGAUUCCUUAGAUAAGGCAUCCUUAUCAUCUCUUACCGGAGGCUUGAAAGACACUAGCAGGACAUCCCAUGUGUCAAUGAACAUUGUGGUAAAUGCAUCCAACUAUGAGGCUGCCUUCAGUCAUAAAUCUGAGGUAGAGGAAGAUUUUAAAUACACUAAGUCAGAGGAAUAUGAGGUUGAAGGUUCUCAUGUUAAGCCUUUGGAGAGUUCUGAUGUCUUGUUGACAUUAGAUAAAGAACGGGAGAGCUCACUGGAAGUCAGCUGUGCUGAAAACAGCCACUCUCGGAAGGAGCUCUUUGGUUUGGCUGUGGAAAGUCUUCAUGGUGCAGAAGAAAUCUUAAAACAGAGACUGACAGAAAAGGAUGCUGUAACUGGCCCAAGUGCAGAAGAGUCUUCUUGCAAACUGAGCAAAUCGUCAGAGGAAAAAGGUGAUCUGCUUUCAGAACAACUCUUUAGUCAAAAGGAGCCAUCGUACCUUGAGGACUUUGAAGAAUCCUCCUCUAGAAAACAAGCAUCAGUUGAAGAAUCACUUCCUGGUGAACAUUGCAAAGAUGACUUUGAAGCAUUUCUUCUCUCUCCUAAUGGGGAUGCUCAGUCACUGGCAGAGCGGUCGCAGCACACACAGAGCAGCAGAAGCAGACCCACCAGCCUCAGCAGUGAUGGGGAAAUCAGUGAAUGCCUCAGUGACAGGUCUCUCUCUGGCAGCAUGCAUUCAGAGAGGUUAUUAGAACUUAAGUCCCCAGCAGAACUUAUAAAAAAUACUGAACACAGAGAUGUGGAGCAAGAGCAAGCCCCUACUGAAUCACUGCAGUGGACCUCUGUUUCUGUCCCAGAAGACACAGAGAGUUUGGCAAACUUCAACAUUGGUGACAGAGUACUUGUGGGUAAAGUCCAACCUGGAAUAUUGCGAUUCAAAGGUCUGACUAAGUUUGCCAAAGGGUUCUGGGCUGGUGUGGAGUUGGAUCAACCGGAAGGGAACAAUAAUGGUAGUUACGACGGUAUUCAAUAUUUUGAUUGCAAAGAAAAGCAUGGUAUUUUUGCUCCUCCUCAAAAAAUCUCUCACAUUACAGAAAGUAUUGAUAGUUAUUUAGACACAAAAGAGGAUGAAGACUCAUCCUUUGAUGACAGACCGGAGAAGCAGCACGAAGCUGAGCAGAAAGAUGGAGGAAGUUCCAAACUUGCCAAAGAGUAUGGAAGCCAGAGCAGAAAUGCAACAGAAAACUAUUCCCAGGAAAAAACUUCUGCAGACACAGCUGCUUCAGAAGCCUCAGCUGGGGAAGUGGCUGAUGAGAAGUUGUCUUCCAAAGCAAACAGCAUAAAGGAGAUUUCUGAAGUUACUGAAUCACCUGCCGAAGAACAGUCAGUGGUGGAUUAUCUGAAGCGUGCUGUAAAAGAGGAAGCCAGCGUUGCUCCUCUCGUAUCUGGUGGUGUGGAUGAGAUUUCCACUGUUCAGUUGGAUGACAUCUCAGACUGCCUUUCUGAAAAACUGGAGAGGCAGAAGACGCUGGGGGAAGAAUGUGCUGAAAAUUUAGAUGAUAUUUCUCCUGAAGGUGUGGAAAAGCCUGCAACUCCACUUCUGGAUUUGCUGAAAAAAGAAAAGAACCAGUUAGAAGCCCAGCGUAGACUACCACUUAGAGAGGAAGAAAAGUCAAAAGACCAACUGGAAAAGGUCAGUUUGCUGACAGACAGUCUACUUAGAGAUUUUGUGAAAGACACAGUCAAUCAGGUACAGGAAAUAAUGAAGGUCAGGAAGGAGAAAAUCCAGCUCAGCAACCAGGUGCUCUGCGAUGUGAAGGAGGAAUCCAGUACUCCCUCCCAGCAAGUAGAAAAGCAGAUUCCUGAUGGACUGAAUAACUUCUUUCUAAGUUCCGAUUUGGAAGAUGAAAGAGAAGAAGUGUCCUCUCCAGACAUGUGUCCUAGACCAGAGAGUCCAGUGCUUGGUGCCAGUGGUCAGGAAGAGCUUGCCAAGAGACUGGCAGAGCUGGAGCUCAAUCGGGAGUUCCUGAGUGAGCUGGAUGACGAUCAAGACUGGUUUGAUGAGGACUAUGGCCUGAGUUCCCCUACGGGCCAGCAUAAGCAAGCUGAGGAACCAGAGGUGCUGCCUGAGGUAGAACUGCAGAAAGUGCCACCAAAGCCAUGUGAGGAGCCUUUGGCAGUCCCUCAUACUGCAGCGGAGGUGGAAAGUAUGGUGCAUGCAGCAACUGAGGAACUCUGGAAACUGAAAGAGCUGGGUCGUGAUCUUCAAAGUUUCAGCCUUCAUACAGAUCUUAGCAGUACUCCCAAUGAGCAGGACGUGGACACAAUGAACACACAGGUUUAUAAAAAGAUGGUAUUUGAUUUAACAAGAGAGAUCUUUGAGGCAAUCUUUGCUGAGGAUCCUAAUCUAAAUCAGCCUGUUUGGAUGAAACCGCGUAGGAUCGCAUCUGCUUACUUCCGCCGAGUAAAAGAUCCAAAUGAUCUGGAUGAAAUCAAGAGGUUCAUUGCAGCUGAAGUAUUGAAGUUGUUCAGCCUGAAUAAGGAGCCUAAUCCCAAAACAGACUGGCAGAAGAUGAUGAAAUUUGGGCGGAAGAAACGAGACCGAGUGGAUCAUAUACUGGUGCAGGAACUCCACGAGGAAGAAGCGCAGUGGGUGAACUACGACGAGGAUGAACUGUGUGUCAAGAUGCAGCUGGCAGACGGAAUCUUCGAGGCCUUAAUUAGCGACACUGUUGAUGUACUGAACCAGAUAAAUGAGAAACGGCAGGGCCGCUGCAUGCCUGCCAGUGCUGAAAAUGCAUUUACAGCCAUGUCACCACAGAAUCACAAGCCUUUCUGA
Mesitornis unicolor (brown roatelo) is the source of this 3338-nucleotide messenger RNA. RefSeq names its product centrosome-associated protein 350-like. Gene Ontology annotation, biological process: microtubule anchoring. The transcript has 8 exons. The annotation marks the transcript as partial. Gene Ontology annotation, molecular function: microtubule binding. The record is from RefSeq and is a predicted model, not a curated record. Lineage: Eukaryota; Metazoa; Chordata; Aves; Mesitornithiformes; Mesitornithidae. Gene Ontology annotation, cellular component: centrosome.